Molecule: messenger RNA, 1193 nt
Organism: Musa acuminata AAA Group (dessert banana)
Lineage: Eukaryota; Viridiplantae; Streptophyta; Magnoliopsida; Zingiberales; Musaceae
Exons: 3
Coding region: 171-920 (249 amino acids)
Source: RefSeq, a predicted model, not a curated record
GCGAGGAUGAAAACUUGGGUCUCCGGGAUUUCGAAAGACGUGUGUGCUUCAAACGACAAAGACAGAUGGCACGACGAAGCAGCAGAGCCGGCGCCAUUCUGAUCACGUCUCAUGCUGUCUUUAUGUUCCAAGACAUACCGCCGCCUCGGAGCUCCUGAACGAACUCAUCCAUGGGUGGCUCCAUGGAGGACUUGGUGAAGAGGUUCCAUGACCUGGAGGUGAGCCAGGCGAACCUGAGGGAUCAGCUGCAGUGGAUGCUUGGGGAAGGAAGUGAAGGUCAUGGCCAUGGGAUGCGACGAAGGGAAGAUGGCGAUGCCGAUGCCGAUGCCGAUCCGUUUCUUCCAGGCAACUUCGCCCACGGUCGCUACCGCAGCGUCCUCCAACACGUCGGCCACGCCCUGCACAUCUUUCGCCCCCACACUGGCGAAAUCAUCUUCUGGAAUCAAUCAGCGGAAAAUCUAUAUGGAUGGUUGGAGGAUGAAGCCCUCGGCAAAAGGGUCGGAGAUUUGCUGAUGAACGAAGAAAAAAUUCCAUACCUGGGAAAGAUCAUGGACCGACUGCACCGAGGCCAGUCAUGGUCGGGUCAGCUUGCCUUCGUGAAGAAGUCAGGCGAGAUGUUCAUGGCGAUGGUGACCAAGAGCCCACUGUACGAAGACGACGAUUUCGUCGGCGUAAUCACCGUCUCAAGCGACGCCGCGUUGCUCGACGAAAACUGCUCGGAGAUGCUGCGUGGAAACCAAGAUCAAGCUCAUGGUCCGGCAAGAACGUGCAAGCGAGUCCGGUGGCGGCGGCCGCCUCCCAUCGCGUCGUCCGUCUCCAAUCUGGCCUCGAAGGUCUUCUCGCGGAACCGCGCGUGCGGUGACAAUGAGCUCGACGAGAGUUGCCAAGUUGGCGAUGAGAGCGGAAAGAAGGAAUUGUAAGUAAGUUGCAAGCUCCAUUUCCUGCCCCUUCUCGAAGGUGUUACGUGCAAGCAGUCAUUACACAGAAUUCGAAUGCUUACAGGCACCGGAAAGAGUUCUAAUAAUGCAUGCGCGGAAGAGGGGCAUUGAGGACAACUCCUAAAAGCUUGCAGAGAUGUGAUGCGCUUCACUCGGUGCAGACAAGUAGUAGUUUUGCGUUGUUCCCUGUUAUCAUCGCCUGUAAACAUGAGCGUCGACGUUGUUGUAUCACUAUAAGCCGGACUUUUUGCUAUC